AUCAUGGCUAUUCCGUUUGUUGAAGACUGGGAUCUGGUGCAGACCCUCGGGGAAGGAGCAUACGGAGAGGUGCAGCUUGCUGUCAAUCGCAAGACGGAGGAGGCCGUGGCUGUGAAGAUUGUGGACAUGACGCGUGCGGCCGACUGUCCGGAGAACAUCAAAAAGGAGAUCUGCAUCAACAAGAUGCUCAACCACAGCAACAUUGUCAAGUUCUACGGGCACCGCAGGGAGGGCAACAUCCAGUACCUGUUCCUGGAGUACUGCAGAGGGGGCGAGCUCUUCGACCGGAUCGAGCCGGACGUGGGGAUGCCUGAGCAGGAUGCCCACAGCUUCUUCCAGCAGCUCGUCGCUGGCGUGGAGUAUUUGCAUAGCCUUGGGAUAACGCACAGGGACAUUAAGCCAGAGAACCUGCUGCUGGAUGACAGAGAUCGGCUGAAACUCUCAGACUUUGGAUUAGCCACCGUAUUCCGACAUAAUGGGAAGGAGCGACUUCUGAACAAGAUGUGUGGAACUCUUCCGUACGUGGCCCCGGAGCUGAUAAAGACCAGAGGGUUUCACGCGGAGCCGGUGGAUGUUUGGUCCUGUGGGAUCGUGCUGACAGCCAUGCUGGCCGGAGAGUUACCCUGGGAUCAACCGAGUGAAUCGUGCCAGGAAUACUGCGACUGGAGGGAGUCGAAGCAUUAUCUUAAUCCAUGGAAAAAGAUUGAUUCCGCGCCCCUCGCCUUGCUGUGUAAGCUACUGAAGGAAAACCCAGGCUCCAGAAUUACCAUUCCAGACCUCAAAAAAGACUUGUGGUUCACAAAAGCAAUCAAGAAAGGUGUAAAGAGAAGUCGCAAGUCUUCAGGUGGAGCGUCUGAAUCGUCCGGUGGGCUCUUUAAACACAUCCGAUCUGACAUGGAUCUCUCGCAGGUCUCUCACAGGUCAGAGAGUUUUGAUGAGAGGACAGCGUAUUCCAGCACACAGCCAGAGCCUCGCACAGCCAUACCUCUGUGGGACAGUAAUCCCGCGCACAUCGAUAAACUGGUCCAAGGCAAAGGGAUCAGUUUCUCUCAGCCUGCCUGCCCUGACAACAUGCUUGUGAACAGCCAGUUGCUGGGCACCCCCGGCUCUUCUCAGAAUCCAUGGCAGCGAUUGGUCAAGAGGAUGACUCGGUUCUUCACGAGGGUGGAUGCUGAGAACUCGUACAGAAGCCUGAAGGAGACGUGUGAGAAGCUGGGAUACGUGUGCAGGAAAUCCUGUGCCAACCAGGUUACGCUUUCCACUACAGACAGAAGAAACAAUAAGCUGAUAUUCAAAGUCAACCUGGUGGAAAUGGACGAGCGCAUUUUAUUAGACUUCCGUCUUUCUAAGGGAGAUGGUUUGGAGUUUAAAAGGCAUUUCCUGAAAAUUAAGAAGAAACUCGAUGAUAUUGUUGCCAAUCAGAAAGUGUCUCUGGCUACCACCUGAUCUCGGGGCCACUCGCAGCGGAUGCAACGUUCUCGGCCCUUUCACCUCCUGCACAGGUUCCUGUUUAGUGGUUCAGUCACCUUGUCGUUUGCCAUGUUCUUUUAUUAAUGUGCCACUGGUAGAGUUUUCUUUUUGUAGCUUUUAAGCGGUAGGUUUCAGGAGGAAGGAUUGGAGGUUUGUGGGCUGGACGCAGGGAAACCUGCGCAGCUUAGCAGAGUUGGCAGAGGGGUUGAUGU
Messenger RNA from Spea bombifrons (plains spadefoot toad), 1682 nucleotides. It is a transcript of the gene CHEK1, whose product is annotated as checkpoint kinase 1. Gene Ontology annotation, cellular component: site of double-strand break; nucleus; cytoplasm. Gene Ontology annotation, biological process: protein phosphorylation; mitotic G2 DNA damage checkpoint signaling. Gene Ontology annotation, molecular function: protein serine/threonine kinase activity; ATP binding. The record is from RefSeq and is a predicted model, not a curated record. NCBI's taxonomy places the organism in Eukaryota, Metazoa, Chordata, Amphibia, Anura, Pelobatidae. The coding region runs from base 4 to 1446 and encodes 480 amino acids. The transcript is spliced from 12 exons.